This is a messenger RNA of Aspergillus lentulus, 3291 nucleotides long. Its product is annotated as cation-translocating P-type ATPase. NCBI's taxonomy places the organism in Eukaryota, Fungi, Ascomycota, Eurotiomycetes, Eurotiales, Aspergillaceae. The record is from RefSeq and is a predicted model, not a curated record. Gene Ontology annotation, cellular component: plasma membrane. Gene Ontology annotation, biological process: intracellular sodium ion homeostasis; potassium ion import across plasma membrane; intracellular potassium ion homeostasis. Gene Ontology annotation, molecular function: ATP binding; ATP hydrolysis activity; P-type sodium:potassium-exchanging transporter activity.
AUGGACCCGACUGAGCACAAGUCUGCCGAUGAGGAAGUUACGCGUCUGCGAUGGCAGGGUGAAGACGAAGAGUCGGGCAAUCAGACAAGGAGCAGUCGUCCUGAACUGAUCCGCACUGCUUCGGCUGCCUCGAGCUCGCAUGUCUCUGUCCACAGUCGUCAUAGGAGAACCAUUGUCGACCCUUCCGUGUCGUUGCCAAUCCACUAUCGAACAAUCUCAUUUGAUAUUGACGAAGCCAAAGAACGGGAAGAGCGUGAAAAAGCAAAAGAACAAAGUGGUGUCGCUGCAGAUCUUUCUCACCUCGACUGGCAUACAAUCUCCGUCGAAGAGCUCCAAAAACGAUGGCAAGUGGACAUCUCGCAAGGUCUCUCCCCGAGUCAGGUCCAGGAACAGCUCCAUCAAUACGGCAAAAAUGCGCUGUCACCUUUGCCGCAUCAAUGGUUCUGGCAGAUAUUCGGCUACUUCUUCAAGGGAUUUGGUGCCAUCCUCCUGAUCGGAUGUAUUCUCGUGUUUAUUUCCUGGAAACCCCUCGGUCAACCACCUGCUCUGGCAAACCUCGCCCUAGCGAUUGUUCUCCUUGCCGUCUUUUUCAUCCAGGCAGCCUUCAACGCAUGGCAAGACUGGUCAUCGUCCAGAGUCAUGGCAUCCAUCACGGCCAUGCUGCCUGAAAGCUGCCUGGUCAUGCGGGGUGGUUCACUCGUAGUCGUGUCAGCUCCGGAUAUUGUGCCGGGUGAUGUUGUGCAUCUCAAGGCGGGCAAUAAACUCCCAGCAGAUAUCCGUUUUGUCGAGGUUUCGAAUGAUGCAUGCUUCGACCGAUCGAUACUUACCGGCGAAUCGCUUCCCAUCAACGGGACGGUGGACUCGACAGAUGAGAACUACCUCGAGACUCAUAAUGUCGGUCUACAAGGAACGCAUUGCGUCUCGGGAAGUGUGGCAGGCAUUGUCGUGUCAACCGGAGACGCAACAGUGUUUGGUCGAAUCGCGAAGCUCACCAGUGAGCCGAAGACGGGCUUGACCACCUUGGAAAAGGAAGUCUUACGAUUCGUCGCUCUCAUAGUGUUGAUUAUGCUGACCAUGAUUAUCGUGAUUAUUAUUGUCUGGGCUACCUGGCUGCGAAGAGAUCACCCGGACUGGAUCAACGUUCCAACGCUAAUAGUGGACUGCGUCAGCGUUGCCAUCGCGUUUAUCCCUGAAGGCUUGCCGAUUGCUCUGACUGCCAACUUGACCAUUACUGCCAAUCUGAUGAGCAAGAACAAGAUUCUCUGCAAGUCCCUCAAGACGGUUGAGACCCUUGGCUCGGUAUCAGUCAUUUGUUCCGACAAGACCGGUACUUUGACCAAGAAUAGAAUGUUCGUCACCGACUGUGCGGUUUCUAUCUCCACGUUCACCUCGGACGGAGCAAGAGAUGAAAUGGUCCUAAAAGGAAAGGCAUCGGCGAUUCACCAACUUCGUGCAGUUGCUGGCCUCUGCAACGCUGCCGAGUUUGAUGCGGCCACCAUGAAUCUGCCCGUCCACGAGAGAAAGAUCAUCGGUGAUGCCACUGAUCAGGCGAUUUUACGAUUCUCCGAAGGAUUGAGCCCCGUCUCCGAGCUGCGUAGCAUGUGGAAGAAGACAUACGAUCUUGCCUUCAACAGCAAGAACAAGUUCAUGGUGCGCACAUUCAGUCUAGUGGACAGGGCAGGACUCGGCCACGCCAUGUCGCCCGCUGAGUCGACCCAAUUCGGGCAUGAUGAUACAUUGCUUACCAUCAAGGGCGCUCCCGACAUCCUCAUUGACCGCUGCACGCAUGUCGUGAGUGUUGAUGGCAGUGUGCAGGCACUCAAUGCCAGUACACUCAACCGAUUGAAGCAGAUUAAAGACCAAUGGUCCAACGAAGGCAAACGCGUGAUCCUGCUGGCUAGGAAAACCUUCUCAGCGGGCCAAGUACAGAGUUCACCCUUCUCCCACUUGUUCGAAUCCGAAGUGAUGAACCAGAUCAAAACCGGUCUUGUCUUAGUGGGCCUGGUCGGUAUUGUCGAUCCGCCUCGAGACGAGAUUCCGGACGUGAUAAGAACACUGAGGCGGGCAGGAAUCAGGAUCUUCAUGGUGACGGGUGACUUCGGCCUGACAGCUCUCGAGAUCGCGCGCCAGUGCGGUAUCGUCACCGCAGGAGUGCCUGUAGACGAUGCAACGGCCCUGAAGAGAUAUCCUUCAGUCGAUGACAAAUUCAACGAGAAGGCCCGAUCGCCUGCAAUCACCCUCAGUGGGAGUGAAUUGAUGGCUCUGAACGAACAUCAGUGGGACCAGCUCUGCCAGUACAAGGAAAUUGUCUUCUGGAGAACCACGCCGGAGCAGAAACUGCGGAUUGUUCGCGAGUUCCAAGCGCGAGAGGAGAUUGUAGGAAUGACAGGUGACGGCGUGAACGAUGCCCCGUCCCUCAAGGCAGCUGACAUCGGCAUCGCGCUGGGAAGCGGGUCAGAUAUUGCCAUUGAGGCGUCUGACAUGGUUCUCCUGGAUUCCUUCUCGGCUAUUGUCGAAGCAGUGCAGUAUGGAAGAGUUGUUUUCGAUAACUUGAAGAAGACAAUCAUCUACUUGCUUCCUGCUGGCUCCUGGUCCGAGUUCUGGCCGGUCAUGACCAGUGUGGUCUUUGGUCUUCCGCAGGUUUUGUCCUCGUUUCUGAUGAUCAUCAUCUGCUGCUUCACCGACUGCGCGGCGGCCACUGUUCUGGCGUACGAGGCUCCCGAAGCGGACGUCCUGCUUCGACCGCCCCGCAGACCCAAGAAGGAACGACUGGUGAAUUGGAAGCUCAUCCUUCAGGCAUACGGAGUCAUCGGCAUGCUGGAGACUCUAGCGUCGUUUGCCAUGGCCUACUGGUACCUGCAGCGCAAUGGCAUUCCAUUUUCGGCCCUGUGGUUCAAGUUCGGCGCCGUGCCAGCCAACGUCGAUCCUGACUGGUACACUGCCCGACUGAACGAGGCGAGUUCAGUAUAUUUCAUCAACUUGGUUGUAAUGCAAUGGUUCAAUUUGAUGGCCAUCCGAACCCGCCGAUUGUCGAUCUUCUCGCACCCGCCCGCCUUCAAUAAGAAAACGCAGAACCUGCUCUUAUUCCCGGCGAUCCUUUUCGCCCUGGGGAUUGCUGUACUCUGGCUGUACAUUCCGCCCUUACAACGGGUGCUGGACACGACUAGUGUCCCGGCCGAGCACUACUUCCUGCCGGCCGCUUUUGGUCUGGGAAUCCUUGGUUUGGACGAACUGCGCAAAGCCGCCGUGAGGAGAUGGCCACAGGGUAUUUUGGCCAGGAUGGCUUGGUAA